Molecule: messenger RNA, 926 nt
Organism: Mauremys mutica (yellowpond turtle)
Lineage: Eukaryota; Metazoa; Chordata; Testudines; Geoemydidae
Gene: COMMD7
Product: COMM domain containing 7
Exons: 10
Coding region: 1-696 (231 amino acids)
Biological process (GO): tumor necrosis factor-mediated signaling pathway; negative regulation of DNA-templated transcription
Molecular function (GO): NF-kappaB binding
Source: RefSeq, a predicted model, not a curated record
AUGCUGAGUGCCCAGGCGCGGCGGGGGGCGGCGCCGCGCGCGGAAAGUGCGGCCGCCAACGCUCAGGCUGAGGCGGGCGCGCGGCCGAGGCGGGAGGCGGGGCCCGGGCGGGAGAUGGGGCCGGCGGCGGCGGCGGGGAGCGGCGCCAUGCAGAGCCUCAACCAGCUGCGCGCCCAGCAAUUCUCGGCACUGACUGAUGUUGUCUUCCGCUUUUUAACAGAGCCCAAGGAGGUAGAAAGGUUUCUGACUCAGCUCUCUGAAUUUGCCACCAUGAAUGAAAUCAGCCUGGGUCCUCUGAAAAAUAUUAUCAAAAGUAUCCUCUUGAUACCUAACGGGGCCCUGAAGAGGAAUCUGUCAUCUGAACAAGUCAGAGCAGAUUUCAUCGCUCUGGGACUCAGUGAAGAGAAAGCCAGUUAUUUUGCAGAGCAGUGGAAGCUGAAUUCCCCCACCCUGACACGCCUGGCUGUUGGACAGACGCUGAUGAUUAACCAGCUUAUAGAUAUGGAGUGGAAAUUUGGAGUGACCGCAGGGAGCAGUGAACUGGAAAAAGUUGGAAGUAUCUUCUUACAGUUGAAAUUGGUGGUUAAAAAAGGAAGCCAAAUGGAUCACGUGUAUGUAGAGUUAACAUUGCCGCAGUUCUACAGUUUUCUACAUGAGAUGGAACGAGUCAAAACCAGUCUGGAAUGUUUCAGCUGAAACCUCAAGGGACUGCAUUUAUACCAUAGAGGGGUAAUUUCUCCUCAUGGGCCAACAUGUCUGAUCUUAACUCUGCAGAUUUGUAACAUAUUGGAUGAAGGUUGCACUGUUUAUUAAACAACACUGUCAAAUAGUUCUGGACCCAGAAUGGAAAUGGUCUUUAAAACUGUUAUAUUUCUGUCUUUCAGAGUCUGAAACUUUUACAAAUAUUUAGUACAAACAGAAGUACU